Molecule: messenger RNA, 602 nt
Organism: Labrus mixtus (cuckoo wrasse)
Lineage: Eukaryota; Metazoa; Chordata; Actinopteri; Labriformes; Labridae
Gene: c22h11orf98
Product: chromosome 22 C11orf98 homolog
Exons: 4
Coding region: 75-482 (135 amino acids)
Source: RefSeq, a predicted model, not a curated record
GAGAGCAGCUGCUGCUGAAGACAGCCGGAAUUUGAACAGUAGAAGAAGAAGACCACGUGAGAAAGAAAAGCAGCAUGUCUCCACCGGGAGGGAAGAUAAACAGACCCAAAACUGAGCUCGGGAGGAAUCUGUUCAAGCGGCGGCGAGUUUUGAGCAGAGAGAAGAGGAAGAGACAUCUGAUCACGGGAGCGGUGGUCGAUCAGGGUCUCAUCACCGUCCAUCACCUGAAGAAGAGAAGCUCGAGCGCGCGGGCGAACAUCACUCUGUCGGGGAAGAAGAGGAGGAAGCUGAUCAAACAGCUGCAGCACAUGCAGCAGGAGAAGGCCGGGAUGGACGUUGAAGCUCUACCUGCAGCAGCAGCACCACAGAAGAAGAAACAGGAAACAUCGUCUGCUCCAUCCACAACAAAGAAAAACAAGAAGAAGAAGAAGGCGGGGACAGCUGGAGCGCAGGCGGACGUAGAGAUGGAAGAGAUGGAGUGACGAGACGACGGCUUAAAACAGAGGACUCAGAUUCAUGUUUGAACUGAAAAAUGAAAAUAUCGAACGACCGGUUUCUCUGAAGUUUGAUCAGAGGGACGUCUGUCCAGAGUCGGUUCAUUA